Molecule: messenger RNA, 2386 nt
Organism: Etheostoma cragini (Arkansas darter)
Lineage: Eukaryota; Metazoa; Chordata; Actinopteri; Perciformes; Percidae
Gene: asmtl
Product: acetylserotonin O-methyltransferase-like
Exons: 15
Coding region: 236-2311 (691 amino acids)
Molecular function (GO): nucleoside triphosphate diphosphatase activity; O-methyltransferase activity
Source: RefSeq, a predicted model, not a curated record
UACCCGGUCCAUAGACAGUUAAAACCCAGUCGUAGCAAGAAGCUAGCUAGCUUCAGUUUCCUAACUGGAGUACUUAGGUAAGCGAUGCUGUCUGUGUACUGCAUAUCUACUGUAACGUCAAUGUAACGGUCUCAGACCACCAAACGUGUUUGUUUUGAAUGACUGUUCUUGAAAGAAUGUGUCACUUUUUUGUGUGUGAGCUUGCUAACCCAACGUUACAUUAGAGAAGGCCACCAUGGUGCUGAACCCUGUCAUUUCCAAGCUCAGUGGUAAACUGGUUGUGCUGGCAAGUGCUUCUCCUAGGAGACUGGAGAUUCUCAGCAAUGCGGGCUUACGGUUUGAGGUGGUACCAUCUUGGUUCAAAGAAACUCUGAACAAGAAACUUUUCAAAGCACCUCAUGAGUAUGCUGUUGAGACAGCCAAACAAAAGGCCCUGGAGGUGGCUAGGAGGAUGCCCUUUAAACACCUGAAGACUCCAGACAUAGUAAUCGGAGCAGACACUAUUGUGACUGUGGAUGGCAGGAUCCUGGAGAAGCCAGUGGACAAAGAGGACGCUUACAGGAUGCUGUCAAGCUUGAGUGGUAAAGAGCACAGUGUCAUCACUGGUGUAGCUAUUGUCUUCUGCCAUGUGAAAGAAAACAAAGAAGUGGAUUACCAGUUGAUUGACUUCUACGAAGAAACAAAAGUGAAGUUUGCUGAUCUCUCAGAUAACAUGCUGUGGGAGUACAUCAAUAGCGGUGAACCCAUGGACAAGGCUGGAGGCUAUGGUAUUCAGGCUCUCGGUGGGAUGCUAGUGGAGUAUGUCCAUGGAGACUUCCUCAAUGUUGUGGGUUUCCCCCUGAACCACUUCUGCAAACAGUUGGACUUUAUUUACAACCGCUGUACUUCCUCCACGGACCAAGAAAGUGCGUCUGUCCAGCUGAGCCACAACGGCUCUCACACUACCUCAAUACUCAAUCAGCCCCCACUCAACCUGCCAGCCCAGUCCAGCCACAGUCCCAGCUCUUCAGCCAAACACAGCCCCUCAUCCAGCCCCACGCAGAACAGCCCACCAGCCAAUUAUACACUUCAUACCCAGAACAGCUCUUCAGCCGAUACGGUCCAUAAGGUGAAAGGGAAAAGCAGUGAAAGUGAAGUGGACGAGAGUUCCUGGAUGUUGGUCAACAGCCUGUCUAAACAUACAGAUGAAAGAGAGGCUGAGUUCAUACACAGUACAACAUUACCAAUGACUGCCAGCAGAGGGCAGGUGAUUGAGCACAAUGUGAAAGAGCAUGAGGACAGUGAACCAAAAAAAGACGAAUUGCAUCGAAUUAUUCAUCUGAUGGAUGGAUUCAAAGCCUCAAAGGCACUAUUUACCGCAUCCAAGAUGUGUGUGUUUGACCUUCUACAAAGCAGGCCAGGUCUGGAUGCAGCACAGGUGGCUCAGGAGAUCAAAGCCUCUGUGAAGGGCACUGAAUGCCUGCUAGAAGCCUGUGUGUCUCUGGGACUGUUGAAGAGCAAACCGAGAGCAUGCCAGAAGUCAGUGUACAAGAACACAGAUCUGUCGUCACGUUUUUUGCUGUCAGACGCUCCUUUUUCGCUGCGGGGCUACAUCCAGCAUUGUAACGACACAGUAUGGCCUCUUUUCUCCCACCUUGAGAGUGCUGUGCGGGAGGGAACCAACCAGCGUGAAAAGGCUUUUGGGAAGACAUCCAAUGAAAUGUGUCAGGAUACAUUCUACAACAGUCGAGAAGCCAAACUGAGAUUCAUGAAUGCCAUGCACAGCAUUGCUAAAGUUACCGGACGAGCUGUAGCAACAGCCUUUGACCUCUCCAGUUUUAAAACUGCCUGUGAUCUAGGAGGAUGCACGGGUGCAAUGGCCUAUGAGUUUACUAAAGCCCAUCCUGGGUUGUCUGUGACAGUUUUUGACUUGCCAGCAGUUGUUGAGAUGAGUGAACAUUUCUAUCCUCUGCACACAGACAACAGGGUAUCGUUUGUAGCAGGAGACUUCUUCAAAGAUGAGUUGCCCAAAGCAGACUUGUACAUCCUGGCGAGAAUUCUCCAUGACUGGUCUGAUGACAAAGUGUGCAUUCUUCUGAGUAAAAUUGCAAAUGUGUGCACUGCAGGCUGUGGACUCCUGCUGAGUGAGAUCUUCUUGGAUGAAGGCCGAAGGGGCCCGAGUCGUGGGCUGCUGCAGGCCCUCAGCAUGAGUGAGGGGAAACAGAGCAGCGCGACAGAGUACAGCCUGCUUUUGAAGGGCCAUGGUUUCAUAACAGCACACGUCAGACAUACAGACAACCUCCUGGAUGCUAUGCUCUGCAUCAAAGUGUGACAGACCACACCCUCUACAACACUUAUGAUGCACUGUAGGUAACAUUUGCCAAAAUCAAGGACUAAGGUCAGGAAU